UUUUAGUGAGGAUCAUCAGAUCUUUUACCUAUGGAAUAUAACAUGGUAUUGUUGCAUCUCUUAGUUUCUUUUGUUCUUAGUUUUGAUCUUUUCCAAGAUGAUGAUUUCCAGCCCCUUGCUUUGUUAUGACUUUUUUUAGUUGUUGUUUAUUCUUGUGGUCAUUCAUAUGUGUUUCACUUGGUUGUGUACAUAUAUUUUGCAAGAUGAUUUGAAGAACUCAUCAUCCUUUGAUUUCUUUGAUUGAAACAUUAAUUCUCUUCAUUCUUAAAGUCUCUUUUUUUUUUCUGAACAUGAUGGUUUCAAGACUCUUCUCUUUGAGAUCUCAUCUUUAUAUAAGUUUAUUUAUCCUAUUUGUUGAGGUAUUAUUCCUCAUCCUUGAAGUCAAUCAUAAGUAUUUUCCUUGAAUUUCAUGGAUUCCUUGAUUAAAAUCAGAGUGCUAAACAUUGCUCUUUAAAUCAUCCAUCCUUGAACUCAUUCACAAGUGUUCUCCUUGAUUGUUCUAUGAGUUAUUAUCUCUUGUAUGAAUUUGCAUAUAUAAACUAUAUACUUGUUAAAGCCAUUCAUAAUAGCUGUUAAAUUGUGUGUUUGAUUAGAAACUACAGCAAGAUGAGUACCAUGGCAGUGGCCAAUGGAGGAGUAAGGUCCACACUAAACCCGAAUGCGCCACUCUUCAUCCCUGCAUCAUUCCGGCAGGUGGAGGACUUCUCGCCGGAGUGGUGGUUUCUAGUGAAAACAUCCCUGUGGUUCCGUGAUCAUUGGAUCAAUGAACACCAGGAUCAAGAAACCUUUGAUGGUGGCAAUGAAGAUGAUGAUGACACUGAAUUCUCAAGCUUAGAGGAAGAGCUUGAAGAGGUCAUGCUUGAAAUGGAAGCUGCAGAGCAAGCAACUUCUUUGGCUUCUUUGAAGAAAGACAAGUCUGAUGCAGAUAUUACGGCAAUGGUCAAAAGCUUAAGCUUGGAAGUGCCCGGGAAUGGUAGAGUGUCGCCGAGGACAUCGUUUGAACCGGCUAAACACAAAGAGAAGCCAUUGAAGUGUUUGAGCCCAAAAUGUAGCCCUCGGCGCAUCAUUCAGCAGCCUCGUUAGAUUUGCUUGUUUGUGUUGGUUCAUGGAUGGUUUUCAGGUCACUUUUGUAUAGAAUUAAGAUGUUGUAGGGUCUAGUGUUGGAGUAGUGAAAGAAAUCCAGUGCUUUUGAGCUCUGUUCAUCCUAGUCUUUGUUAAUGGUCUUUUGAUGAUUUGAAUGGAACUUAUUUUGUAGUACUUGUGUUA
Molecule: messenger RNA, 1266 nt
Organism: Dioscorea cayenensis subsp. rotundata (Guinea yam)
Lineage: Eukaryota; Viridiplantae; Streptophyta; Magnoliopsida; Dioscoreales; Dioscoreaceae
Product: polyadenylate-binding protein-interacting protein 2-like
Exons: 2
Coding region: 607-1083 (158 amino acids)
Source: RefSeq, a predicted model, not a curated record